Molecule: messenger RNA, 2079 nt
Organism: Sipha flava (yellow sugarcane aphid)
Lineage: Eukaryota; Metazoa; Arthropoda; Insecta; Hemiptera; Aphididae
Product: serine/threonine-protein kinase Sgk2-like
Exons: 10
Coding region: 225-1724 (499 amino acids)
Biological process (GO): protein phosphorylation
Molecular function (GO): phosphatidylinositol binding; protein serine/threonine kinase activity; ATP binding
Source: RefSeq, a predicted model, not a curated record
AUUGCAGUGAUAAUAUUAUGCACAGCGCAUGCUCCGUAAAUGAUAAGAGGUGCAGUUCUAAAAAUGGAAAGUUCAGUGUUCACGGAUUUAAUUAUUUUAUUAGUCAGUAAACAAUAAACAUGUAUGUGACAGUAGUGGGAAGUGGAAUGCUAAUGGAUUUGUCGUGGUGAGGCUGGGGUGGGUACUCUGCCAUCAGUGGCUUUUCCAAGUCCUCCGUCGACGUCAUGGAUGACUACUCGAGUGCACGAGUCGAAGACAAAUGUGAAAACUGUACCAGAUUGCCUAUGGAUGGAAAUCAUGAAAAAACUAAUGCCAUGGUUUCGCAAGCAGAAGUUUGGCAAGAAGAUAAAAAAUUCACGGUGUAUAAAGUUGUAAUUUGGUCACAGAACGAGUGUUGGCAUGUAUUUAGACGUUAUAAUGAAUUCUACAAACUUAGUGAAAUACUCAAAAAACAAGUGCCUGAUUUAAACUUAAAAAUACCAGGUAAGAAGUUGUUUUGUAACAACAUGGAUCCUUCAUUCAUUGCCUCUCGGCGAGAAGGUCUUGAUCAAUUUGUACAUCAUUUAAUGCAUCAAAACAAUUUACUAAACAUAAUUGAAGUUCGCAAAUUUUUCAAUUUAGAUACUAAAAUUAAAGAACCAAAUAAACCAAUCCUUUUUAAAUGCUGUAGUACAAUACAUUUGGGGCCUUCAGAAAGACCAUCAGCAAAUCCAUCAGAUUUUGUAUUUCUGCAUAUCAUUGGAAAGGGAAGUUUUGGUAAAGUAUUUUUGGCUGAACACAAAAAUGAAAAUACUCACUUUGCUGUCAAAGUGUUGGACAAAAAACACAUACUAGCAAGAAAUGAAGUUAAGCAUAUCAUGUGUGAACGCAAUGUACUUUUAAAAAAUAUCAAUCAUCCAUUUCUUGUUGGCCUUCACUACAGCUUCCAAACCAAAGAUAAACUUUAUUUUGUGCUUGAUUUUGUUAAUGGCGGAGAGUUAUUCUAUCAUUUACAAAAAGAAGUCAGAUUUUCAGAAAACCGAGCCAAGUUUUAUGCUGCUGAAAUAGCAUCAGCUCUUGGAUAUCUUCACUCCAAUGGUAUUAUUUACAGAGACCUCAAACCGGAAAAUCUAUUACUUGACCAAGAAGGACACUUAGUCCUUACUGAUUUUGGAUUUUGUAAAGAAGGUCUUAUGGAAACAGAAACAACAAAUACAUUUUGUGGGACUCCUGAGUAUCUUGCUCCUGAAAUAAUUAGAAAAGAAGCAUAUGGUCGAUCAGUAGACUGGUGGUGUCUUGGGGCAGUGUUAUACGAAAUGUUAUUUGGACUUCCACCAUUUUAUAGUAUAAAUAUACAAGAGAUGUACAAUUUAGUUUUAUAUAGUAGAUUAAAAAUAAAAGGACCCGUCUCAACACAGUGCAAAAAUAUAUUGCAUAAACUAUUGGAAAAACAAUGUAGUAAAAGACUUGGUAGCAAUGCUCAGGAUUUUAAUGAGGUCAAAAAACAUCCAUUUUUCAAAUCAAUUAAUUGGGAAGAUUUAUUGAACAAGCGAAUUGUACCACCUUUUCAACCUCAACUGAAUGGUGUUUGUGAUUUACAAUAUAUUGAUCCACAGUUCACAAAGGAAUCAGUCAGUUCGUCCAUGUCAUCAUUUUGCGAUGAAAACAUUUCGACCAAUAAACUUGAAAUAGAUAAUGUGUUUGCCGGUUUUUCCUAUACCCCACCAUCUAGUCUAGAGAAAUGAUUAACAGAUCCCAAUUGUUCCUACCUGCAUCUCUUUGUAUUUUAAUUCAAUCAAUAUUUACAUCUGACUCGUUGAGUUUGUUGUUAUCUACACUUUCUUAAUUAAUUAAUAGCUGUGAUGUUCGAUACUAAAAUUAAAAUAUUUAUGUUCUUAAGAGGCAAUAGAUAAUAUAUAGAUAAUAUGCUCAUAUUAAUUAUUAAAUAACAUUCCACUUUUAAUACAUUAGCCAUUUGUGUUCAGGCAUUAACUAUGCAUUUUAAUUAGUCAGGGUUUUAAUUAAAAAAGUAAACAAUUAUAUAAAAUUAUAUAUUUUCUUUUUUUAUAAAACUAUUUAAUUCACUGCCAAAUGUUUUGA